Molecule: messenger RNA, 2449 nt
Organism: Punctularia strigosozonata HHB-11173 SS5
Lineage: Eukaryota; Fungi; Basidiomycota; Agaricomycetes; Corticiales; Punctulariaceae
Product: cytochrome P450
Exons: 9
Coding region: 1-2109 (702 amino acids)
Molecular function (GO): heme binding; iron ion binding; monooxygenase activity
Source: RefSeq, a predicted model, not a curated record
AUGUACGGAACACUCGCGCUACUCGCGCUGGCCGCCCUGACUAUUCGACACACUCUGCAACCAUUCCUGCUCUUGCUCAUCCGACAGGCCCGUUCACCUCUUAAGAACCUGCGCGGACCGCCCUCGUCUUCGUUCUUUCUGGGCAACCUCGCGGAAAUGCAUGACCAGGAGAACACCAAUCUCGUACCUCGCUGGACCGCGUCGUAUGGUAGCGCCUUUGUUUACCGAGGGUUCAUCGGAGGCUGCAGGCUCAUGCUAACCGACGAGCGUGCGGUGGCGCACGUCCUCGGCAAUGCGUAUCAAUAUCCCAAACCCGACUUUGUGCGGGAUAGUUUGGCAACAAUGGCCGCAGGUCACGAAGGACUGUUAACGGUGGAGGACGAAACACAUCGGAGACAGCGAAAGAUCAUAAACCCCGCCUUCUCGUCCUCCUCUAUCAAAGCCGUAACGCCCAUAUUCUGGGACAAGGCAAUACAGCUCCGUGAUAUCUGGGCGACCCUUGCUUCCGAACCCCAGGAAUUGACGUCAGCUCCCCAUGUCUCUCCACGAAAACGUCCCAGGACGGACGUCUUGGUGUGGUUGACGCGUGCUACUUUGGACGUGAUCGGUUUAGCCGGUUUCGGCUACACCUUCGAUGCCCUUGCGUCCGCCGCGCCGUCCACGUCACCUCAACACCAUCCCUUUCUUGCGUCGCGUGAAGAAAUGCGGGCGCGACCUCGACGGCGGUUCACGCGAGCGGCAUCAGAAGAAGAACACUUCCCUCCGUCGCAGCCGUUUUCGCCCCUGUCCGCCACAUUUUCCCGCUCGCCAAAAUCGCCCAAAAGUCCAAAGUCGGCGCACUCUACCUCCCGGCGGGCGAUCACGAUUCAUUCGCCCCGCUUGCCCACAGACAAGGAGGCGUUGGCCGAAUCCCCUGACGCCGCAUGCCGGGAUUCGCAACCAGCAGAGGAGGGCGAAGAGGUGCACGAGAACGAGCUCGCACGUGCGUUCAGCAUCAUAUUCAGCACCGCGCGCAAGUUCCGCGCGAUCACCAUCCUCCAAGCGUGGUUUCCAUUCUUGCGGAGAUUCAAACGGAACAGCGCUGCCAUCCAGGAAGCCCACGCGAUAUUAGACCGCAUUGGGAACGAGCUCAUCCAAGAAAGAACCAUGGCCGUCGAAGCCGAGAAGCGUGCCGCUGCCGGGCCGGCGACACAUCCAGCUUCGUCUGGGUCACAUCGAGAUCCUGCAGCUGAAUCGAGCGGGGUCGAGGGCGACAAGACACGGGGACGGGACCUGCUGAGUGUGCUCAUUCGGUCAAAUUUGGCUGAGAGCCCCGAGCAGCGUCUCUCGCGGCAAGAGGUGCUUUGCCAAAUAUCCACCUUCAUCGCCGCGGGGCAUGAGACCACCAGCAACGCGUUGUCGUGGACUCUAUAUGCACUCGCACGCGAUCUCAGAGUUCAAAGUAGAUUACGUGCGGAGCUGAGAACCGUUCGGCUGACUGCCGACUCGACUCCCGCAUCCCCUACCACUCCUUCGAGCGCGAGACUUGGCCCACAUCUGCCGCCACUUUCGCCGUCACUAACUACCGAGAUUCUCGCGCUCCCUUACCUCGACGGCGUCGUACGCGAGUCGCUUCGAUUACAUGCCCCGAUAUCAUCGACAAUGCGCGUCUGCGCCGCGGACGACGUCAUCCCUGUUCUCGAGCCGUUCGUCGACAAGCACGGGAGGACGAAGACAGCGAUCGAGGUGAAGAAGCACGACAUCGUCAGCAUACCCAUACAGGCGAUCAAUAGGAGCGAGCGGACGUGGGGCCCCGACGCGGGCGAAUUCAGACCCGAGCGGUGGGACGACGUACCUGAUGCAGCAAAAGCUGUCCCAGGACUCUACGCACACCUGUUAACCUUCCUCAACGGCAACCCUCUGAACGGAAACCGUGCAUGUAUCGGAUGGAAGUUUGCUCUCACCGAAAUCAAGGUGUUUCUUUACGUGCUCCUCCGGGAUCUGGAGUUCUCGAUCGAUCCAGCCAUGGUCAUCGAGAAGAAAGUAAACGUCGUCACUCGGCCCUUCGUGAAAUCAGAGCCCGAGCUCGGUAACCAGAUGCCUUUGAACAUCCGCAGGGUCUCGCCAUAGCCUGAGGGAUCCGUUCGAUCCACGUUCAGCACAGCCCCAGCCCCCCUUCCGUACCCGGACCAAGCACCAAACCGAUGUGCAUCCCCAUGCAGGUAUACCGUCGGCGGAGUUGGUCCUCCGCACAUCAACCACUCUCCCCUACCAAGAAUACCACGACCACACCUCAUUCCCGCUCUGCUCGGCCAUUUCGAGUCCCUCGGUCUCGAAUAGCCUAUCCAGCUACCUUGCGGUCCAAUCGGGCCGUUUCUUCCCUUCGCACAUGAUUGGUCCACUCAACACUCCCGUCCAAUCCCGUUCCGUCCGUCUUCCUAUUGGACGCUGCACGCCCCCACCCUAUCUU